Molecule: messenger RNA, 1174 nt
Organism: Harpia harpyja (harpy eagle)
Lineage: Eukaryota; Metazoa; Chordata; Aves; Accipitriformes; Accipitridae
Gene: GPR88
Product: G protein-coupled receptor 88
Exons: 1
Coding region: 86-1174 (362 amino acids)
Biological process (GO): G protein-coupled receptor signaling pathway
Cellular component (GO): membrane
Molecular function (GO): G protein-coupled receptor activity
Source: RefSeq, a predicted model, not a curated record
UGGGGGACUCCUGCAGCAGGAUCUUCUGACCCAGACAAGGAUGGGAUUUACAGGGAGAAGUCAAAACUGAGCUGCAUUCAGCGAGAUGCCCAACGCCUCUUCCUGGAGUGCUAGCUCGCCUUUGCUGCUGCUCUGGGAGGACUCCUCCGGGACCCGCAUCUUCCUGUCGCUGCUCUAUGCAGUCUUAGCUAUCUCAGGGACUUUAUCCAAUGUGAUGGUCAUCUAUUUAGUCUUCUCCUUCAAGAAGCUGCAGACUACCAGCAAUGCCUUCAUUGUGAACGGCUGUGCGGCAGACCUAAGCGUGUGUGCCCUGUGGAUGCCCCAGGAGGCUGUGCUGGGGCUGCUGCCUCUCAACUCCUCCUCCCUUCGCUCGGCGGAGUACCGGCUGCUCCGAGGGGGGCUCCUCGGCCUCGGCCUCACCGUCUCCCUGGCCUCUCACCUGCUGGUGGCCUUCAACAGGUACGUGCUCAUCACCAAGCUGCCCAGCGUGUACCAGGCCCUCUACCAGCGGAGGCACACGGGCUGCAUGAUCGGGCUCUCCUGGGCCCUCGCCCUGCUCCUGGUCCCGCUGCUGCCCGGGCUCUGGACCCCGGGCUCUGCCCAGCGGCCGCCCCCGCGGCAGACGGACGGCAGCCCUCGCUACGCCGCCCUGCUCCUCGCCCUGGCCGUGCUGGGCCAGACCGCGCUGCUGCUCCACUGCUACCUCGGCAUCGUGCGGCGGGUGCGGGGCAGCGCCAAGCGGGUCAGCGUCCUCAACUUCCACCUCCUCCACCAGCUGCCCUUCCCCGCCGCCCCGCCGCCGCCCCGCCGCGCCCAGCGCCGCCUCAGCAGCGUCUCCGUCCUGCUGCUCUGCUGCGUUUUCCUCCUGGGCACCCAGCCCCUGGUGUGGGUGAGCCUCCUGGGCUUCUUCCUGCGGCCGGCGCCGCCGGCGCUGCAGGCCGCCAGCUGGCUGCUGCUCUGCUCCCUCUCGGCCCUCAACCCCCUGCUCUACACGUGGCGCAGCGAGGAGUUCCGCCGGGCGGCCCGCUCCGUCCUGCCCCGCGGCGAGGGCCCCGCCGCCGCCCCGCGCCCCGCCGCUGACGCCGGCCCCGCCGCCGCCGCCCCGCCCUGCCCGCAGCUGCCGCGGCGCCGGGGGACGGCGGGCAGCGCCAGCGCCGCCGCCGCGCCGCGCUGA